Messenger RNA from Syzygium oleosum, 1314 nucleotides. RefSeq names its product probable aminotransferase TAT2. Gene Ontology annotation, molecular function: pyridoxal phosphate binding; transaminase activity. Lineage: Eukaryota; Viridiplantae; Streptophyta; Magnoliopsida; Myrtales; Myrtaceae. The record is from RefSeq and is a predicted model, not a curated record. The transcript has 7 exons. The coding region runs from base 1 to 1314 and encodes 437 amino acids. Gene Ontology annotation, biological process: amino acid metabolic process; biosynthetic process.
AUGACGGUACUAAUGCAGAACAAGACCAAGACCGAGUGGACGUUCCGAGGCAACGGCGGGCUCGUGGCGGCGUCGGCGAUCACAGUCCGCGGUGUCCUCAGCCGCGUGAUGGAGAGCCUCGACGGGGACGACGGCAGAGUCGUCGUCCCGCUCGGCCAGGGGGACCCCUCGACGUUCCUGUGCUUCCGGAUGGCACGCAUUGCGGAGGACGCCGUCGUCGAUGCAGUCCGCUCGGCUGAGUUCAACUGCUACACCCCCACCGUCGGUUUAAAAAUUUCAAUAGGGGAUAUUGCCGAUCAUCUCUCGCAUGACCACCCUCACAAACUAUCACCGGACGAUGUCUACUUGACGAUAGGAGGCACGCAGGCCAUCGAAGUCGUAGUGACGGCUGUCGCCCGCCCCGGAGCCAACAUUUUUCUUUCGAGGCCCGGAUACCCGUGCUAUGUCGCGCGCGCGGCGCUCUGUGGCCUCAAGGUGAGGUACUUCGACCUCCUCCCCAACGAGGGCUGGGAGGUCGAUCUCGAGCGCGUGGAGGAUGUUGCGGACGCGAACACCAUCGCAAUGGUGAUCAUCAAUCUUGGGAAUCUGUGUGGAAUCGUCUUCAACUACCAGCAUCUGAAGGAGAUCACCGAAACGGCUAGGAAGCUUGGAAUUAUGGUGAUUGCGGAUGAAGUCUACAAUCAUCUAGCUUUCGGGGAUAUGCCAUUCGUGCCCAUGGGUGUUUUUGCAUCGAUCGCGCCCGUCUUGACGGAGGGUUCCCUAUCGAAGAGGUGGAUAGUCCUCGGCUGGCGACUCGGUUGGGUAGCGACGAUCGAUCCGAACGGCUUUCUGAAAGAUGCCGGGGUUGUCGAGUCUAUUGUAGGGUUUCUGAAUGUAUCCCCCGAUCCCGCAACCUUUGUUCAAGCGGCGAUCCCUCGGAUACUCGAGAAAACGGAUGAGGAAUUCUUCUCGAAAGUUCUUCGCACGCUAAGAGAGGCGGUGGACAUAUGUCACGACAAGAUCCGAGAGGUGCCUUGCCUCGCGUGCCCAAAAAGGCCCGAAGGGCCCAUGUUUGCUAUGGUCAAGUUGAAUUCAUCGCUGUUGGAGGACGUAGAGGACGAUCUGGAUUUCUCCGUCAAGCUGGCUAGGGAAGAAUCCGUCGUCGUCCUGCCAGGGAUAGCUUUGGGAACGAAGAGUUGGCUGCGCAUAACCUUCGCCGACGAGCCAUCUUCUCUCGAAGACGGCCACCAGAGGAUGAAAGCUUUCUGUCAGAGGCAAGUCAAGAAACGACACACGGGAUCUACAUGUUCCUCGGAGCGGGGCUGCAAUCUGUAA